Messenger RNA from Adineta ricciae, 1881 nucleotides. Lineage: Eukaryota; Metazoa; Rotifera; Eurotatoria; Adinetida; Adinetidae. The record is from the annotation of a GenBank genome assembly.
AUGUCAAAUAAUGAAACCUCUAUCGAUUGGUCGGCAUUUUCAUCAAACGGAUACUUGUAUCACUUUUUUGAUUUCGUCAAUUUUACACGUUUAACAUCUUCUACAUUUACAAGUUUUCCAUCAGCAUUUCCGUCGCUGGAAAAGCUGGUGUUCAUGUUUACUAACGGCGUUGAUCGAAUAGAGGAAAACACUUUCCAGUCGUUAAACAAUUAUUCUAAGACAUCAAUUUCUCUUUCGUUCAACGCACCAACAAACUUUCAACUUGAUAAUUAUGCAUUUGGUCAAGUAAACUAUACGGAAAUCCUUAUUUCUGGCAUCCGAUGUCAUGACAUUUAUCGUUCGUAUGAAUUAAACUUGAAAGCAUUUGAUAAAACAAGUAUUUUCAAACUGGGCAUCAGGAAUUCAAAAUGCAUUUAUUCAACUUCCAAUGAAUCAUCGUCUUUCAAUCUUAUUGAAUUGGAAUUCAAGAAUUGUUCAUUGAGAAAGCCUGAUUUUCUCCUUGGAAGCCUUUCUGAAUCAUCAUUGAAUAAAUUAGAUUUAUCAUUAAAUCUGUUAGAAGAGAUUCCUUCAUUGACCAGGUUCAUUCACCUUCACGAAAUUCAUUUAGAUGAUAAUCUAUUACAAGAAAUCAAAUCCAAUGUGUUUUCAAACUUAAACGCAACUCAAAUUGAUUUAUCGAGCAAUCGAAUUAAUCAUAUUGAACCUGAUGCAUUCACCGGCUCGAAUAUCAAAACUUUGAAAUUGAACUAUAAUUAUAUGAAGUAUCUGGAAACGGUCACACCUCAAAACACACUGACAUCGUUUUUAUAUCCAUUGAAUCAAACGUUAGAAGUUCUUGAUUUAUCGCAUAAUUAUGUAAUUGAAUUGGCAGCUUUGCAAAACCUUUCUCAUUUGACGACAUUGAUCAUGUGUUGUAAUCAUAUCAAAGUGUUAUAUGAUUUACCAUUUGAACAUGCAAAGCAACUUCGUACAAUUGAUUUCAGUCAGAACGUUAUUUUCUCUAUUCAUCCGGGGGCUUUCAAUGGAACGAAUUUGGCGUCUCUGGACUUAUCAGCAAAUUCUUUCUCGUCUCUAGAAACGAUAGAUAUGGGCGAUGAUGAACGCUCGAAACCGGUAAAUCGAACACAUUCAUUUCUUUAUAGUGUUGCACCGACGCUGACGACUUUGUCAUUGGCGAACAACAAAUAUCUAUCAAACAUUAACUGGUUUGUUUUCACGAAGUUAUUCAAACUAGAGAGUUUAGAUCUCUCUGGAAUACCAAUGAGUAAACAACUUUGGUAUUAUGAGCCAAGGGACGGUGCAGCUAUUCCAUGGUCUGAUCGCCCAUCGAAUCUUCACGUUAAGCUCUUUGGUUUUCAGCUCACCAACGAUGAUUAUUGUUUAUCAAAAUCUGUGUUUCAAGUACUCAAUCACACAAAGAUGGGAAUUGAUGCAAAUCAUACAUGCAAUUGUUUUCUAUUCUUACAUGAAAACAUGUUUUACUCGUCACAACGCCCCGUCUGUUUACGCAACCAAUCGAUUGUAGAUGAACUAACUCAACAAUGUAUGAAUAUUGAUUCGUACUGUUCGUCGUUGACAACCACUUCAACAACUUCUCCAACGCGAGUAACAACAACAACAACAACAACAACAAAAGUAGAGUCAUCAUCAACAACAAGCUUGAAAACAUUAACUACAACAACAGGCGUUCCAGUUACAUUAGGAGCAGGAAAGGAUGAUGGAAAAUGGAGAACAAUAUUAGCAAUAAUCAUUCCAGUAACUGCUGUUGUUCUUGUUGCAUCUGCUACUAGCAUAUACGUCGUUCGAAAACGAAGAAACAACAAGUUCAAGGAGAGUAUUGAGAUGGAUACAUCAUUUACGAAUGUAUUCGCGAGAAAAUAA